UGCCAUGCUGUCCAGCUGGUCUGACAGUGGCUCAGGUCACCCAGUCUAUAAUCAAUGUGAGCUGGACUAUUGGGACAGUGGCUCAAACCUAUGUGACAGUGCUAGAGUCACACAUCGGACUGUCUAAGUGCCACACCCAUCAAAACCACUGCCUUCUGGGAUGCAUUGCAUGUGGCAUCAACUACACGGUGGCACUAAAAGCCAUUAGCCCCACUGGACUGACUGCAGACUGUGCCUACCAAAGCUAUUCCUCCAGUGCCUGCUGCCCACUGGGGGUCAAAUUAUAUAGGCUGGGCCCUAAUGGCAUCCGGAUCCACUGGCAAGCCUCCAGGGGCUCUGCCAAUUAUAGCACUGACCUCUAUGGCUCCAAAGGCAUCUUCACAUGUGUCCCAAGGGCUGGCCUAAGUUUCUGUGACGUCACCGACAUCCCCUGUGGGGACGUAUACACUGUGAUGGUCUCACCAGUUGCAGAAACAGGAUUAAAGCUAACAUUCUGUCCAAAAAAGAUAUAUUCAGUCACCUGCUCUGGAAGUACACUUGGGAUGGUGAUUUACAGAGGGAAGAAGAAUGACACGGUGAGCCCCAGGUAAAAACACUCCACGAGAGUCCCUGUGGGCAGCGGUGGAAACACACUAUUAGAACACAGACUGCUGUAGGAUAGGAAAAGCGCCACUGGCCUUUAAAGGAGUAAUUCAUAUGCUGUAUUGACAGGGCAAGGUCAAGUGUGUCAUCAGCUGCAGAGAAGUUCAAGAUGAGCUGUGGAGAGGACUCUACAGAGGAACGAUCCAGAAAGUCCCCUGGAAGGCCGCCAGUGAGUCAGCUCACUGUCAGAGCCUGCAAGCAUAAAAGCUCUGCCUAGCAGAAAUUUGUUCGGAGGCUUCACGUCCAGACACACCUCAGAAUGCUGCCCACCCCAACGCCGUGUAGCUCAGGCUCACAUUGAAGUCUCAAUCCUUCUCCUGCAGCCUCUCAGAGUGCUAGGAUUACAGGCUCGCACCGUUUUGCCCAGCGCUCCAUUAUAGACUUUAACAUGUCCUGUUCAUGAGUGUCUCAACAGCUUGCCGUACAGCAGAUCCCCGCCCCACACCCAGGAAGGAUGGACAUGUACCCCCACAGCAGUCAGGUCACCCUUAGAAGGACAGCAUCUACCCCAAGACAGGCCUCACUAGGGACUUUUUGCUGGAGUUGUAUAGCAGCAGCUGCUAGGGCAACGUGGGCAACAAACGCCCUCCGCACAAGUUCCCGGGGAAGCGGAGCUGCCUGCAGACUUCACUGAGUCAGAGCGUGUGAGCAAACAUCUGCUAGAGCCUCAGGGAAAGCAGAACCGUGGGAGGGUCCGUGGCUGGAAAGAUUGCUAUCAGGUUCUCAGAGCCAGCAAAGACGUCAGGUGGUGCAGCAGCCAAGAGCAGAGUCUCAGACCGUGGCAGACUGACCUACACACACCUUUUCAGGGGUUCGUCCAUCUUGUAGCCUGUUCUCUACUCUCCCCUCACAUUGUAAUGGCUUCUUUCCAUGUUUGGAGAGGAAAAACAAUGAUAUAUAGCAUAAAUCUGUUGUGUCUAGAACAAUGUUUGUCUGUCUAAUGCCAGAAACCUAAUUUUAAAAUAGUAUGAAUAAGAUUUGUGUCACACGUGCUCAAGCAGCUGUGGUGCUCAGUCCUCAGGGGCUGUAGGGUCUGAAGAAAAUGGCUCAGUGGUUAAGAGAAUAGGCUGUUUGUGCAAAGGACCCAGGUUCCAUUCCCAGCCCUCACAUGGUAGCUCACAGCCAUCUGUAACCCUUGUUGUGGGGUGGUAGGGCGGAGGAGGGUGGGGGUUGUCCAUACCCUCUUCGGGACUCUGAGAGCAUUGGCUUUGAAGUCCAGAAUGUGUGUGCUAGGAAGCAACUUUAAAACACCGGCUAGAGGAAGUGCAGCAUGAAGUUAGGCAUGAGGCGAGCAAGGAAGAGAGAGAGAGAGAAGGCUUUCCUUCCUACAUCCCCUUUCUAAGGAAACCAACCAAAAUCCAACACAGGGUUUUUUUUUGUUUGUUUGUUUUUGUUUUUGUUUUUUUUGUUUUUUUUUGUCUGUAAGACCAACCAGAAAACCAAGUGUGAAGGCACAUGCUGGUAAUCUCAACACCCAGGAGUCUGAGGCAGGAGGAUCAUGAAUCCAAGGCCAUCCUGGCACACAUACAAAAAUAUCUCAAUAAAUCAGAGAUGCAAAACGUGUCACUGAUAAAGAGAUCUUUACAAUAUCUAUUUUUAAAAGAUUUAUUUUUAUUUUAUGUGUAUGAAUGUUUUGCCUGCAUG
Cricetulus griseus (Chinese hamster) is the source of this 2286-nucleotide messenger RNA. The record is from RefSeq and is a predicted model, not a curated record. Lineage: Eukaryota; Metazoa; Chordata; Mammalia; Rodentia; Cricetidae.